AUGAGCUCACAGAUAGUGGAUGUGGUUAAAGAAUGCGCCGUGUGUGCUAAGUUCGCCAGCAGCCAAGCAAAGCCUCCUAUGCAGAGUACUGCAGUUCCCGUGUAUCCAUUCCAGAUCGUGUCGAUGGACGUAUUUUUCGCGGAGUACGCGGGCAAACGCAGAAAUUUUCUUGUUACGGUCGAUCAUUAUUCCGACUACAUCGAGGUUGACAUACUGCAGGACUUGUCAGCCCACUGCCUUGUGAAGACCUGUCAGAUUAACUUCGCACGCCAUGGAGUUCCCCAGCUAGUCAUAUCAGACAACGGAACCAACUUUGUUAAUCAGGAAAUGAAGGCAAUGGCCAAAUCGUGGAACUUCCAGCACUCUACUUCCGCUCCGAAUCACCAGCAAGCCAACGGCAAGGCUGAGGCCGCCGUGAAAAUAGUAAAGCGUCUGAUCCAGAAAGCAGAUGAAGCAGGUCAAAGCUUUUGUAUCGUUAAAAGCUCGCAGACAAGCGUCGAAUGGAUUGUUGAAACCGUAAUCAGUCCGGUGAGCCGGCACAGCGACAAGUUGUGA
Molecule: messenger RNA, 555 nt
Organism: Ochlerotatus camptorhynchus
Lineage: Eukaryota; Metazoa; Arthropoda; Insecta; Diptera; Culicidae
Exons: 2
Coding region: 1-555 (184 amino acids)
Biological process (GO): DNA integration
Molecular function (GO): nucleic acid binding
Source: RefSeq, a predicted model, not a curated record